GUUAAAAUUUUUCUGAACGUAAGAAGAACAACUCAUGUUUCUCCCCUACCAUCGUUUCUUUUGUUUGUUAUCCUGUACCCUCCCAAUUCUUCCCAAAUUUCAGAUUCGAAAAUCCGUUUUCUUAAGCUCACAUAAAAUUUGAUGCUCCCUUUUUUUUUUUUAUUCUAUUCUUUCUAUUAGCCUCGGAAUUUGUUGCUGCGACUCGUGAAGCUCUCAAAUCUUCCAUUUUUUGAGCUAGGGUUUUUUCUUUUUUGGGCAAAAAUUGCGUUUUGCAGGUCAAAGGUAAUUAUUUUCUUGCUGUUGUAUGUUUCGGUUGAAAUUGCGAUGCUCGAAGCUUUGGAUUAUAUUCAAUUCGAAUUUACUGGCAGGUGCAGAGUUCAAGUUAUGAAUUAUGAUUUUGUCCCUUUUUUUUAUACCCAAUAAAAUUUUGCAUCAUUCAUCUCAAAAAGAAAAAAUUUGCAUCAUAUGGCUAUCAUGUUUGGGUAAAAAAUGGUUUGAAAUUUAUUGAUUCUUGAUGAAGGGACAUGGUUGGAGACCCCGGUUGCCGUACGGGUCUACUUUGUUAAGGGGUAUUGGAAAAAAGAUGUUUUUUCCUGAAGAUUUCAUAGCUUUUUAGAAUUUCGACUGUUUGUGUUUUCGUGGUUGAUAAUAAAAUAUGAUACAGGUUAUUGAAUUGUGGAAGGUAGGGGUUUAGUAUAAACUUUCAAGAAAUUCGGCAUUGACAUCAUUACUGGUUCGAAAAUGUUAAUUGGUGAGGAUAGAUUUUUAACAUAACAUUUAGGUGGGUAAUAGCAAACCAAUUCGACUCGGGUGCUAUAAAUAGGACGUGAAACUGUAUGACAGCCGGCAGCGGCUGAGUUAUUAUCAUUUUGUUUUAGGUUGAUUUGUUUGCUGUGCAAGCUCAACAAGGCCUCUAAAAUUGAAUGAUAGCCAUUUUGAAUUUCUUGAAUAGCGUUGAACUUUAUUUUAAAUUGCUGAUGUAUGAUUCUGUUGCAAGCUUUCAUAUUUAGAACAAAGCCCAAGAAAGGGAUUUUAAGUUCAAUGGGACCAUUUAAUUAAUUAAUAAUGUUUUAGUUCUAACUUUGAGCUCUUAUUGAUUCAAGUAUCUUUAGGCGCUUCACCUUUUAAUAAAUUGGAGUUAAAUGGAGUAGUAGCUAAAUAGUUACUAUUUUCAGGGGCCUAAAUAUGAUAUUAGCUCAGAGUCCCCUUAAUUGUCGAGACGGAUAAAAGCCUCAUUUACUAUGCUACAAAAUUUGUUUGAUUUUCAGUGGCUGUUAAACAUCUUGUUACUUCCCUAGCUGGCAAUCUAUUUGUUUGUGCCAUGGAAUAUUAAAUGUGGAUUUGUUCUCAAUGUUGACUGGGUGCUGUUGUAGUUGGGAGUUGGGUGCCUCUGGACAGAUUGUUUAUUUGAAUUUGUAGUUCCCAUGAUACCACGAUUGAUGCAUGUAUGGACCUGGCUCUCAUCAAACAAGGUUUGAAUUCAAUAAUAUUAUUGAAUGUUUUAGAGAACGUUUUCCAUCAAAUAUUGAAAAUUUGUUUGCACUGUUUCUAGACAAAUUAAUGCGUCUAAAACUGGUCCAUCUUUUAUGUUAACCUGUUGGUGGAUUCCUGUGAUCCAACUUUGUUUCUCUAAGAGAUAUUUUCAUAUGCACUUGAUAGCAAGGUGAGAGUUGAGUUGGUUGAUGCUGAUGGUUAUGCACAUGUGCAUCUCUCUUUAGGGAGAGAGGGGAACACCAUACGUUUCAUUUUAUCUUUUAGCCUGCCAGAAGAACUUUUGUCGGCUUAGCUAGUUGGUGUAUUUACUUGGUGAAACUUGUUUUUAGAGAAAUGAAAUGUGAUGGGUGUAUGUGGCCAUAAGGAUUGCGCUGGAGGGAAGGCCGUGUCAUGACAAUUGGUGCUUGGUUCAUCAAGGCAUAACAGUGUGUUUGUGCAUCCAUUACAGGAAAGUUUUGCAAACAUCCUGAUCCUGAAACCUCUGAAAGAUCAUUCACAAGCCUUGCAGGGUUAACUUCAGCAAGUGUCACAAGAAAUGGAUGGUCGCUAUGGUCUUCAGCAUGGAUGGGAAAAUAACAGCGCAUUGGAGGCAUAUGGUGCUGUCCAUGAACCAAACUAUCGGGCUGGCAGUGCCUAUGAUGACAGGAGAUUUUUAGAUGAAAGGUUUCCCAGGGAUAGUGCAUAUUCAAGGGGCACAUUUCAUCGGGAUGUUGAGAGGGACAGUUAUGCGGCCCCCCAACCAGUUGGUUUAUGGCCUCAAGCAAGGAGGAGAGGAUAUGAAGAAGAGUUCUCACUUGAAAGGGAACCUAGAAGACAUGACAAGUCAUAUCAUGAGCCAUAUCAUGAGAUGGAUAGUUUCCGUGAUGGUCACAGGGCUGGACGAUUUGGCAUGCGUGAACGUGAUGAUUAUGCUUUUGAUGAUUAUGAUUAUAGGAAUCGUAGAGAUGACAGUCGGGAGAGAGAUUAUGAUUACGGAAGGCAUAGUCAUGAUUCUGAUUAUGAUAGAAGCAGAAGGGAUGACAGUUGGAAGCGGCGUGGUUCACGUGACCGAGAACGUGAGAGGAGAGAUUUGAGCCAUGAAAGGGAUUUGAGUCCUUAUAGAAGGCAUUCACGCUCCCGUUCAAGGUCUCAUGGUCGUGAUAAUCGCUCCAAAUCAAGGUCACCUAGAGGUCGUAGCCGUGGUCGUAGUCAUCAUGAGGAUACUUAUGAUGAUCGGUAUGAUAGGAUUGAGAGACAUAGAGAUCGUGAAGACAAACGACAUGAUCAAAAUUCCGCGACACCUUCUGCUACUGUGGUUGUAAAAGGUCUCUCUCAGAAGACUACUGAAGAAGAUCUGUAUCAAAUUCUUGCUGAGUGGGGUCCUCUGCGCCAUGCUAGAGUCAUCAAGGAGCGGAAUUCUGGCAUUUCCCGUGGAUUUGCUUUUAUUGAUUUUCCAUCAGUGGAUGCAGCACAGGUGAUGAUGGCUAAGGUAGGAUUGGAAGGUCUUGUGGUAGAUGGAAGGAAACUUCUGUUCGAGUAUAGUAGCAAGCCCACCGGUUCAGGGGGACCACCUUAUGGACAAGAUGGUCAGAGAUCCUCCCAUGUCAGCCAUAGAAGCUCCAUAGUACCCUCUGAUUGGAUGUGUACUAUCUGUGGGUGUGUCAAUUUUGCUCGUCGUGUGUCAUGCUUUCAGUGUAAUGAGAGCCGGACUGAUGAUGCUCCUUCAGCUGACAUGUCGUCAUCAAGUCCUGCACCAUUGAGUAGAAAGGGAGCUGAGGCAGGGCCUACUCAUGUUUUGGUUGUGCGCGGAUUGGAUGAGAAUGCCGAUGAGGAAAUGCUUCGCUAUGAGUUCUCUAAACAUGCUCCAAUCAAGGAUCUUCGUCUCGUUAGAGACAAAUUUACCCACGUUUCAAGAGGAUUCGCAUUUGUUCACUUCUAUUCAGUAGAGGAUGCCACUAAAGCCCUUGAAGCAACCAAUGGAACAAACCUUGAGAGGAAUGGUCAGAUUCUGCGUGUGGCGUAUGCAAAAAGCAUUCUUGGUCCUGGGUCAGGUUCCUCUGCACAUUCAAGCAGCCUUGCUGCUGCUGCAAUUGAGGCAGCAACAUUUGCUCAGCAGUACGAUGCUGUUGGUUGGGCGCCCAAAGAAUAUAACCCAGAUGACAAACAACCAGCUAGCGGCCAGCAGCAAGGUGCAGAGGCAGCUGGUCAAAAUGAUGGUUCAGCUCCUCAAUCUGGCUUUGUGUGGGAUGAAGCAUCAGGCUACUAUUAUGAUGCUGCCUCUGGUUUCUACUAUGAUCCAAAUACAGAAUAUCUUAAGGAAAAAAAUCGAAGAUUUGGAUGGGUUCAAUUGACUUUUGGAUCAGACAGAUCAUUCCUCAGUACCAAUAUAUUUUUUUUACGUCUUUACUAUGAUGGCAAUAAUGGGGCAUGGUACUCAUAUGACCAACAAACUCAGCAGUAUGUUCCUUGUGUUGAUCAAAAUGCUAACAAGACACCGGAGAAAGAAUCAGAAGCCCCCAAGACAGAAAAUGCCACUACUAGAAAAGUAGUGAUCUCUGCUCCUGCCGCUACAAUAACUUCAAGCGAGAAACCUGCCUCUCUACCGGAUGCUGUUCAGGCAGCUGCCUCAGCUGCAUUGGCUGCUGAAAAGAGAGAGAAAGAGAAGUCCAAAGAAAUAAAACUUGCUUCUAAGAGCAGUAUCUUAGCCAACAAAAAGAAAAUGAGUAAUGUUUUGUCUAUUUGGAAGCAGAGGAGUCAUGAAGGUCAAACACCCCGUGUGGCGCUGGAUGAUGGUCAAUCUAAUAUUGUUGAUGACCGUCAAAGCUCCAUUUCUAUGACCUUGAAGCCAAAAGUAGUGGGUUUAAAGGAGAAUGCCAAUGCUAGUUCUGGGUUCCUCUCGACUACAUCAGUUGGUCAACCCACAGUUUCGGAAUCUGAUGUUAUGCCUCGUCCCGUGAGCAACAGCUCGGGAGGCUCCUUAAUGGGAGUAAUUAGAGGAUCUGGUAGAGGUGUUAUUAAAUCUGAUACUGUCUAUUCAGGAACGACUGGUCUCUCCACUCCGUCUUCAUCUUCGUCUGGCUCAGCUGCAAUAGCUACAGCAAGUUCUGAUACGCAAGGACCUACUUCAUUUAGAACUGAUAUUUCUGCUCUAGGCACCUAUACACCACCCUCAGCUUCUGCAAGUGGAAGGAGGAGGUUCUCUGAGACACCUUUGCAGUCUGCUUCUGUUCAGAGGGAGCAGCAUCAAACAGCAUAUCGAGACCGAGCUGCUGAAAGACGGAGGAUGUAUGGAAAUACUUCUUAUGGUGACGAUGACCUGGAGUUAGGAGAUCCAAAUCAAGAUGUGGGGCUCAGAAAGGGUGCAUCAGAUGUGGGAUCUAUGCCGUUUCCACCGGGUGUUGGUGGACGUGGAACUGCUGACAGCAAUGUACAGAAUUAUGAUGUAAUACCAUCUGACAAAGCCAUUGAUGAAAGCAAUGUUGGUAAUCGGAUGCUUCGCAACAUGGGCUGGACUGAGGGAUUGGGUCUAGGGAAGGAUGGUAGUGGUAUGGUGGAGCCUGUUCAGGCACAAUCAUUUGAUACUAGGGCAGGUUUGGGAAGUCAGCAGAAAAAGGUAGACCCAAGCCUAGAAGUGCACCCAGGAGACAGCUACAAAACUCUAAUUCAAAAGAAAGCGCUGCAAAGAUUCCGGGAGAUGUCUUAAUCAACCAAGCAAACUGUAGGAUUUGUGCAAUUUUGAAGCUGUCAUUGAGGAACAUCUAUGACUGAUUACAGAUUAUGAUAUACCUUUCUUCUCCGACUUUCUUGCAUUUUCUUGAGACUGUUGUCUUUACAUCUAGCCUUUGUAUAGAAUUGAGAACUACUAUUAUUUUUGGAAUUGGUUUUUGUAUCUUGCCAGAGUAACGGUGUCAAGUAGCUUUGUUCCUUGCAUUCUGGUCUCACCGGGAUGUAGGAGGAAGUGAUAAAAGACCUAGAAAUCUGAUUGGCCCUUUAAUUGGAUUGGCUAAGAAGUGCAGAGUAUGUAGCUGUUGGGGAAAUAUGAAGUCUAUAUAUGAGCCGGUACAUUAGUGUUUCUUGAUCCAGGAAGAUUCUCUUUUCAUGUAAUAGUUCAGUAUUCUCGUAUGAUUUGUAUUUCAGUAAAUUCUCAAUUGCUAUGA
Beta vulgaris subsp. vulgaris (sugar beet) is the source of this 5630-nucleotide messenger RNA. Its product is annotated as SUPPRESSOR OF ABI3-5. Gene Ontology annotation, cellular component: nucleus. Gene Ontology annotation, molecular function: RNA binding. The transcript is spliced from 17 exons. NCBI's taxonomy places the organism in Eukaryota, Viridiplantae, Streptophyta, Magnoliopsida, Caryophyllales, Amaranthaceae. Gene Ontology annotation, biological process: mRNA splicing, via spliceosome. The record is from RefSeq and is a predicted model, not a curated record. The coding region runs from base 2030 to 5176 and encodes 1048 amino acids.